Molecule: messenger RNA, 1464 nt
Organism: Sycon ciliatum
Lineage: Eukaryota; Metazoa; Porifera; Calcarea; Leucosolenida; Sycettidae
Product: ubiquitin-conjugating enzyme E2 L3-like
Exons: 1
Coding region: 97-558 (153 amino acids)
Source: RefSeq, a predicted model, not a curated record
AAUAAAUUACGGUAAUUAUUAUUAUUGUUGUUUGUUGUGAUUGUAGAUUUUUAGCAACCUUCAGCUUUGUAGUGGGUUGUGUAGAUAGAGAGGAGCAUGGCGGCGACCAGGCGUUUGGCCAAGGAAUUGGCCGACAUUCGUAAGUCUGAGCUGAACGUGUUCACAGACAUCCAGGUGAGCGAGACGAACAUGUUGCUGUGGAAUGGACUUCUGGUUCCUCACGACCCGCCGUACAACAAGGGUGCUUUCCGCAUAGAAAUUUCCUAUCCGGCUGAAUAUCCGUUCAAGCCCCCCAAGGUGAUUUUCAAGACGCCCAUCUAUCAUCCGAAUGUCGACGAGAAGGGUCAGGUGUGCCUCCCUAUCGUUACCGCAGAGAACUGGAAGCCAGCAACAAAGACGGACCAAGUAAUCGCGGCUCUGAUUGCUUUGAUCCACUCCCCUGAAGCCGGUCACCCUCUGCGUGGAGACUUGGCAGAGGAGUUCCUCAAGGAUCGUAAAAAGUUUGACAAGAACGCCGAGGAGCACGCGAAGAAGUAUGCGGAGAAGCGACCUGCAUAACUUGCUUCAGGUGGCGUCUGUUUUAGUUGCAGUGGCUGGCAGCCAAGUCAGUCCAGUCAGUCCCCUCAUGGCAUGAGCCCAGCCUUUGCCAUGUCAUCCUGUGUACUGGAACAACUGAGCAGCACUCCAUCCCUAACGCUUGUUUGGCAACCAGCUCCUGAUCUGCUAGGAGCCGCUGCAUUGACUGGUAUGAGAACACAUGACAAACAUGCAUGGGGGCAACCUUCUGCCGCUUUCUCUUUGUCCUCUCCUUCGUACCUUUUCGUAUAACCAACACCACUUGUCUCCGUCGCCACCUCCCCCCCCAUUUUUUCCGUUGGCCAUUCUCAAUUAUUCAUUUGAGUUUUGUAAUGUGGUUUUACACUGCCCAUAUUUGGCGGGCCACAUAUUGUCGAAUGCCCCGGGCAGGUUGUUUGAAAGUUGUCUGACGUCAAAAGUGUCACUGAGAACUGCCCGUCAUGAUAACAAUUGUCGCCCCCCCCCCUUCACACACACACACAUACACACACACUCAUCCAUGGAUCUUCCCCCUUUCGGCCCGGGACUGAGCAUCUGAGUUUGAGUUUGUGGGAGCAUGGCUGUUGCGGGUCUUUCGCCGAGCAUAGCUCGACUGACAGGACGCGUUCCAUCAACACGAAGUGGCCGAUUGGAUGUAUUUCUGUGAACCAGUGAACUGCUGCCUUUGACUUUUCAAUGCCUUUUUAUUUAUGUAGCUAUUUAUUAUUGAACAAACUUUUUUGGAGACAAAAAAUCUAUUUAUUUAUAGAGGCGUUGAGGAGACUUUAUUUAUGCUUUAUUUAUUUCCUGAUUUUUGUUCCGAAGAUGAUGAAUUCGUACUUGUCUUCCGCGAUGCUUUUCAAUUUCAGCUGUCAGGAUUUGUUCUCCAAAUGCACUGUGCGUUCGUGG